AUGGAAUUUAAUUCGGGUGUUAGUAUGUUUUUACCUGAUUCAAUCGGUCUUAAUGGAAAUGAUUUUGAUGAAGAAGAUCAUGAAGAUAUUGUUCAUGAACAAACAAAUCAAAAUGAAAUCGUUGAAUUGAUUAUGGCUGCUUUUGAAGGGCAUGAAGAACCCUCUGAUGGUGAAGAAGAAGAAGAUGACGAGGAUGAUGAAUCAUUAAAUACAUCGAAUUCAAGUCACCUUAUUGUUAAUGAACAUGAACUAUUAAAUACAAAUAAUAAUAAUAAUAAUGCUAAUGAUCACUAUAUUCAACAACAACAACACGAAUUACUUCAUCGAAAUCAUUUAUAUCAACAACCAUUAUAUUCUACUCCAGCUGUUUCUACUCCUCCACCAUUAGUUCCACCAUCAGCUUCAACAGAUUUUGAUGAUCAUACUCAAUAUACAUAUCCACGUUAUCAACAAUUCGAUGAACAUAAUAAUACUGAACAAGAUAUACAAUUUAGUACAAAAAGUUCUGCUCUAGUUCAUUAUCAAAAUCCAAAUCGUCAUACAAAUAAUAAUAAUAAUAAUAAUAAUAUAGCAUCAACAGGUGUUCAAUAUUUUGAUUCAUUACCAACAAUAGAUUUCAUUGAUCCAAUGCAAGCACAAUUUAUGUAUCAAACAUCAUCAACAAGUUCAUCUGAUACACAAAAUCAAUUAAAUAAAUUUCGUAUUUUAUGUAAUGUUAAAGAACGUAAAAUAACUGAACUUGAAAAUCGUUUAACUGAAUAUCAUGAAAAAUAUAACAGUGAUUUACGUGUACUUAAACAUAAAAUUGAAUUAAGUGAAAGAGCUAAAUAUGAUUAUGAACAACGUUAUCAAUCAAUAACUAGACAAUGCGAAGAAUUAAUUGAAACAAAUAAUCAAUUACAGCGAACAAUUAAAGAUGCUGAAUUAAAAAUUCAACAAUUAGAAGGAAAUAAAACACAACUUGAAAAAAAAUUAGAUGAUGCUGAAUCAUUAAUUGAUUCACUUCAUAGAAAAGUUAAUGAAUUACAAAGAUUUGAAUCUAUUGCACGUACACAACAAGAUUGUGAACUUAUUUUAGCAAGUACACGUGAAAAACAUGAACAAGAAAUAAUUAAUCUUAAUGAAAAAUUACAAAUUACUCAAAUGAAUUUACAAGAAAAGACAAUUGAAGUUGAUGAACUUCGUAUCCAAUUAGAAUCCGCUUGUAAAAAUAAUGAAAAAGCUAUCUUUGAAAGAAUGGAAACAAUCAGUCAUUUAAAUCAACAAUUACAUGAUUGUCAAAGACAAUAUACUGAUUUAUUAACAAGUAAAUCAAUGGAUACAUUUAAUCAAACAGAAACAAAAAGACAAUUAAAUCGUAUGACUGAAGAUAAAGAAAAACUUGAAAAUAUAUGUCAAGAAUUUCAGUCUGAAAUUCGAACAUUACGUGAACGUCUUGGUAUAACAGAACAUGAAGUUGAUAAAGAUUUAUUUGGUAUAUCAAGUAUAUCUGUUAAUGAAUUAUCAAGUCUUAAUCGACAAGUUGUUCCACAUAAUUCAACAAGUUUUGAUAAUCCAAACGAAUCUUUAAUAAAUGAAAAUCAUCAUUUAAAAGAACGUAUUGAUGAAUUUGCAUCGAAUGAAAAAAAUCUUAUACAAAUUAAUGAAGAAUUACAACGACAAAUUCAUGAAUUAACACAUAAAGAUACAAUGAAUUCAGAUGAAACAAUUAUUACAAAUAGUAUUCAUAUGGAACAAAUAAAUAGUUUAACAAAAGAAAAUGAACAACUUAAAAAAAAUUAUUCAAAUCUACAUGAAAAAUAUGAUUAUGAAAAACAUGAAUUACAUACAAUUAUUGAACAAUUACGUGAAGAUAUUGUUGAUUUAGAUAAAACAAAACAACUUUAUAUAGAUGUUUGUCAAGAAAAAAAUUCGAUUGAAGAUAAACUUCGAGCUAAAUUUGAACAUGAAAUAAAAAUAAAAUUAGAUGAUUUACGUCGAACACUUGAAAAAGAAUAUAAUGAUAAAAUCUUAUAUUAUAAAAAUAAUUUUGAACAAGAUAAUCAAAUACUUAAAACAAAAUAUAAUCAAGAUUUAGAACAACAAUCAAAAGAAUUAAAUCAAGAUAUUGAACGUAUGAAAAUUAAUCAUGAAAAAAUGAUUAAUGAAUUAAAUAUUGAACUUGAUCGACUUAGAGCUAAUGACGAUACAAAAAAUCGUUUAAUCUAUGUUGAAAAAGAAUUUGAACAACUUAAACAUGAUUAUUCUGAUUUAAAUAUAAAACAAAAAGAAUUAAUCAAUAAUUGUAAAAUACUUGAAGAUGAAAAUCAAAAUUUAUUACAAACAAUUGAACAAUUGGAUCAAGAAAAACUUCAAUUAAAAGAAACAUAUGAAAAAACUGAAGAAAAAUUAUCAAAUGAAAUUCAACAAUUAAAUGAAUUAAUUGAAAAACAAAAAUAUGAAUUAAAUCAUUCAUCAAAACAAACAGAUGAAAUACAAAUUGAUUUAAAACAAAAUCUUGAAGCAUUACAAACACGUAUACAUAAUUAUGAAAAUGCUGUUAGUCAAUAUGAAGAAUAUCGUUUAAAAUUAGAAAAUAGUUUACAAAAAAUAACACAACAACGUGAUACAAAUAAAAUGGAUUUAAGAUUAACAAAAGAAAUGUUAGUUAAUAAAGAAAAUGAAUUUAAUAAAAUUAAAUUAAAUUUUGAUGAAAUUGAAAAAUCUUUACAAAUUUAUAAAGAACGUACGUUACAAAAUGAAACAACAAUUAAUAAUUUACAAAAACAAAUUCAACAAUAUGAACAAGAAAUUUUAGAAUUAAAUCAAACGAAAUUAAAGGAUAUACAAGAAAAAGAAAUAAGCUAUCGUGAAAAACUUUUAUCACUUGAAACUGAAAAAGAUCAAUAUGAACAACGUUUACAAGAAGCAAAUCGUGCACUUAAUUUAGCUGAUUCACAUUUACAACAAGAAAUUGAAAAAAUUAAAUUAAGUCUUGAACAAGAAUAUAAUCGACGUUAUGAACGUGAUUCAAAACAACAUCAACAUGAUUUAAAUCAAUUACGACAACAAUUAACAAAUGAUUUUGAAAAACAAAAAUCUACUAUACCAAUUAUUCAAACAAAUUCAACUGUACAAGAUAUUGAAGAAAUUAAAAAAAUGUAUCGUACUGAAAUUGAUCGAUUAUAUCGUGAAAAUAUUGAAUUAAGUCAAAAUCAAGCUAAACUUAUUGAUACACAUCAAAAACAAAUGCAAAUUAUGAAAAAAGAUUUAGAUGAUGGUUAUAAUAAUGUUAUUAAUGAAUUUCAACAUGAACAAACACGUUUACAAACACGUUGUGAACAAUUAAAACAACAACUUAAUGAAUCACAACAAACAAUUGAACAAUUAAAAAAAAAUCAUUUUGAUGAUAUAAAUAAACUUAAAGAAAAAUAUACAUUAGAACAAGAUAAUAAAAAUAGACAAGAAAAUUUACAAAAUCGCAUUGAUCAUCUUGUUAAAUUACUUGAACAAGCAAAUGAUAUGUUGAAUCAAGAACGGACAUUAUAUGCUACACAAGAAAAUGAAUAUCAACAAACUAUCUCUUCAUUACAAAAGAAAAUUGCUGAUAUGAUAAAACAACAUACAAAAGCUAUGGAUGAAAUAAAACGUGAACUUCAUCAAGAACGUAUAUCAUCACAAAAACGUUUAACAACACGACCAAUAUGUGUACCAGAAUAUGUUCAAACUGAUUUAUCAAUAAAUGAUAUUAAAUCAGAUUAUAUGGCAACUGUAGAAAAAUUACGAGUGGGAAUAGCUCAUUACAUGGACAAUCUAGAAAUAUCAAUAAAAAAACAGAUUCAAAAUGAAUUAACUCGAAGUCGUAAUUCAAUGAUUAAAGAAAUCCGUCGUGAAUUAUUUGAGAAAAUGACACAUGCUAUGAAAAGUCAAGGAGUGCCAGAUACAACAAUUGAUAUGCAUGUAUUUGAAUUAGAUCGUCUUCUAUCACAAAUGGCUCAAGAUUGUUUAGAUUCAUUAAGUUCAUCUUCAUCAACAUCAUCAUCUAUUUAUUCAACCAUGUCAUCAAAUUCAUUAAUAACACCAAUACGUCAAACAACAACAAAUCGUACAAUAAUAUAUGAUUCUUCAUUAUCAUCAACAUUAACUAAAACAAAAACAUUAGAAAAUAAUUGUACACCAUUAAGAAAAUCAACUGAAUGUUUACAUAUGACACCAACAAUGACAAAACAAAAUGCACCAUUAGCUCCACAUUGUCAUAUAACACUUGAUAGUGAUCGUCGACCAAAAUCAGCAUCAACUAUAUUAUUAGCUAGUCAAAAUUCAACAACAACAAUAUUAUCACCACGUACACAUAAAUUUCAACGUCCAACACAUAAAAAUUUUAAAAUGAAAAUGUAUCGUAGUGAAGAUGAUAUUAUGUUAGCUGUACAACGACAUGAUGAUAGACAAGAACAAAAAUCUGAUUUAAAUAGUGGUAUUGAUGAUAAUGAUGAUGGUACAAUAACAUUAUGUGAACAAGAUAUUGAAGAAAAACAACAACAACAACAACAACAUCAACAACCAAAUGUUCGUGCAUUAGCAAGACAAUUUGAACAAAAAACAAAUAUAUUACCUGAUCAUAAUCGUACGAAAUUAAAAACACCUGAUAAUCAUCAAACAAUACAUUAUGCAACAGCACGAACAAUUAUUAAUGAACAACUAGAAGAUAAUGAUGAUGAUGAUGAUGAAUUAACAUGGCCACAACACUUACAAUCACAACAACAGCAACAACAACAAACACCAACACAUAGUGGAAUUAAAAAAUUUGUACGUCAUAGUUUAAAACUAUUUACUACACAAUCACAACAACAACAAAAUAAAAAAACGGGAAAAUAA
This is a messenger RNA of Rotaria sp. Silwood1, 4854 nucleotides long. NCBI's taxonomy places the organism in Eukaryota, Metazoa, Rotifera, Eurotatoria, Philodinida, Philodinidae. The record is from the annotation of a GenBank genome assembly.